This is a messenger RNA of Sphaeroforma arctica JP610, 798 nucleotides long. RefSeq lists its product as hypothetical. The transcript has a single exon. The record is from RefSeq and is a predicted model, not a curated record. Lineage: Eukaryota; Ichthyosporea; Ichthyophonida. The annotation marks the transcript as partial.
UUUGUAAAAAUGGUAGAAGAGAAAGGCUUCUCUACUGGGUACAGCGGGAUCAGAGUCAGUGCCGAGGGCAACUGUUUCCGAAUCAACGCUACACUCUGGAACCUUAUGUCUUCUGACGGCAAGCGCAAACUGGGCCAGGCGGCUUGCUUUCGAACGGUGCCAUAUCUUUGAUCCUUGAGGGGUAUGUUCAUAUACACGAACCAUUUCUAGUUCAUGGGCCACUCAGAGCCGACCGGUUAAACUAAGUGUCGGGAGUGCCAGUCAAAAGAAGUCGUAGUAGCAGAUAAACACUCACACAAUCACAGAGUGGGCCUUCCGUUGGAGACUAAAUUCCACGCAGCCAAGGGGCGAAGCGUAUGGUCUGGGUAUUAGUUGUGUGUUCUGCCUAUAUCUUGGUGGCCAUUGGCGCCUACUUUACGGUGUCUGACAUCAUCGCAUUGGUGGGGCUGGUAUGUCCGCAGGAAGUGAGUAGUGGUCCCAUGGCUUUGGAGGUGAUACACUGUCUUGACUGAUGAGUGGCAAUGUUGAGUUUGGGAUGAGCGGUCGAUACUGUCGACUAGAGAGCUGCAAUGCAUCCCAUAGCGCACACAGCGUAAUAGAAUGCGAUAGUUAUUUCUAGUGGAUCAUGAGGGUAUAUCGCCUAAACUCUAGGAAGUGUAGAGAAUGUGGAGCGCGAGGCCGAUUAGCGUCCGAAAUAUCUAUACAGGUGACGUUUAGAUAUCUAAUCUUCGAGUAUUUUCGCUCACGCGCUUCUUAAUGGUGUUCAACCCAAUAGGAAUGAUAGAGAAUUGUUCCAAA